This is a messenger RNA of Echinops telfairi (small Madagascar hedgehog), 2282 nucleotides long. RefSeq names its product N-acetyl-alpha-glucosaminidase (gene NAGLU). Bases 1 to 2046 code for a protein of 681 amino acids. The record is from RefSeq and is a predicted model, not a curated record. The transcript is spliced from 7 exons. NCBI's taxonomy places the organism in Eukaryota, Metazoa, Chordata, Mammalia, Afrosoricida, Tenrecidae.
AUGGAGAGCACCUGGGAUAGGUUGAAUGACAGCCAGCGGAAGGUGAAGAACACUGACAGCCUGCUGGCUGUCAGAAAAAACAUUGACGGGGUACUGGGUCCCGCCCCGGCCGCCCAGCCGGCUCUUUUCGGCCUGGGCAACUCCCUGCCGCUGCCUCCAGCUUCCAGUCCCGACCCCGGCCACUGGACGCCGGGCCAGUACCGCUAUUACCAGAACGUGUGCACACACAGCUACUCCUUCGUGUGGUGGGACUGGGCCCGCUGGGAGCGCGAGAUCGACUGGAUGGCUCUGAACGGCAUCAACCUGGCGCUGGCCUGGGGCGGCCAGGAGGCCAUCUGGCAGCGGGUGUACCUGGCCUUAGGCCUGACCCCGGCAGAGGUGGACGAAUACUUCCCUGGACCCGCCUUCCUGGCCUGGGGCCGAAUGGGCAACCUGCACAGCUGGGGAGGGCCCCUGCCCCGUUCUUGGCACCUCAAGCAGCUUUACCUGCAGCACCGGAUCCUGGACCGGAUGCGCUCCUUUGGCAUGACCCCAGUGCUGCCUGCCUUUGCAGGACAUGUCCCCAAGGCUCUCACCAGGGUGUUUCCUCAGAUCAAUGUCACCCAGAUGGGCAGCUGGGGACACUUCAACUGCUCCUACUCCUGCACCUUCCUCCUGGCUCCGAGGGACCCCAUGUUCCCCAUCAUCGGGAGCCUCUUCCUGCGGGAGCUGACGAAAGAGUUCGGCACAGACCACAUCUAUGGGGCUGACACUUUUAAUGAGAUGCAGCCCCCCUCCUCCGAGCCCUCCUACCUGGCCGCCGCCACCACUGCCGUCUUUGAGGCCAUGACUGCAGUGGACUCUGAUGCUGUGUGGCUGCUUCAAGGCUGGCUCUUCCAGCACCAGCCCGAGUUCUGGGGACCUGCCCAGGUGGGGGCCGUGCUGGAGGCCGUCCCUGCAGGCCGUCUCCUGGUUCUAGACCUGUUUGCCGAGACCCAGCCCGUGUAUGUCCGCACAGCCUCCUUCCGGGGCCAGCCCUUCAUCUGGUGCAUGCUGCAUAACUUCGGGGGUAACCAUGGCCUGUUCGGGACCCUGGAGGCUGUGAACCGGGGCCCUGCAGCAGCACGCCUCUUCCCCAACUCCAGCAUGGUGGGCACAGGCAUGGCCCCUGAGGGCAUCGGGCAGAAUGAAGUGGUCUACGCCCUUAUGGCCGAGCUGGGCUGGCGGAAGAACCCGGUAGCUGAUUUGGGGGCCUGGGUGGGCAGCUUUGCUCGCCGGCGCUACGGCGGCCCCCACCAGGCUGCAGAGGCUGCAUGGAGGCUCCUGCUGAGGAGCGUGUACAACUGCUCGGGCGAGGCCUGCAGCGGGCACAAUCGCAGCCCCCUGGUCAAGCGGCCAUCCCUACAGAUGAACACCACUGUCUGGUACAACCGAUCAGAUGUAUUUGAGGCCUGGAGGCUGCUGCUCACAGCCGCUCCCACCCUGGCUACCAGCCCAGCCUUCCGCUACGACCUGUUGGACGUCACUCGCCAGGCGGCUCAGGAGCUGGUCAGCCUGUACUAUGAAGAGGUGAGGACUGCUUACAGCAACAAGGAGCUGGUUCACGUGCUCAGGGCCGGAGGCCUCCUGGUCUAUGAGCUGCUGCCCGAGCUGGACAUGGCACUGGCUAGUGACAGCCGCUUCCUCCUGGGCAGCUGGCUGGAAGAGGCCAGGAUGGCAGCCGUCAGUGAGGCGGAGGGCCGUUUCUUUGAGCAGAACAGCCGCUACCAGCUGACCCUCUGGGGACCGGUGGGUAACAUCCUAGACUACGCCAACAAACAGCUGGCAGGCCUGGUGGCAGACUACUAUGCCCCGCGCUGGCAGCUCUUCGUGGGGGAGCUGGUUGAGAGCCUGGUGCAAGGUGUCCCCUUCAAGCAGCGCCAGUUUGACGAGAACGUCUUCCGGUUGGAGCAUGCCUUCGUCUUCGGCUCACAGAGGUACCCCAGCCAGCCGCAAGGGGACACCGUGGACUUGGCCAAGAGACUCUUCCUCAAAUAUUACCCCCGGUGGGCAGCUGGCUCCUCGUGACCCCUCGACUAGCCUUGGGUCAUGUUCGCCUCACAUUCCAGGUCGGGGCAGGUUUCUGGGGCCCGGGGCUGGACAAGCCUCAGGAAGUCCCUGGGUCUGGGAGACAGGAGCCCACCACCUGCCAGUAGGGUCGGGUAUGGGGGAGCCUCGCUGCACGCCGCAUUCUGGAUUGGGAACCUAAGUGUUGUCAUUCUAUCAAAUCAAUAAACGCGUGGCUCAGCCCUGGCCUGUCAGAA